This is a messenger RNA of Marmota flaviventris (yellow-bellied marmot), 2208 nucleotides long. RefSeq names its product family with sequence similarity 117 member B (gene Fam117b). NCBI's taxonomy places the organism in Eukaryota, Metazoa, Chordata, Mammalia, Rodentia, Sciuridae. The record is from RefSeq and is a predicted model, not a curated record.
GUCUCCCCCCCGCGCCCCGGAGUCCGGCUUCGUCACUUGGUCGCGGGGACCUUCCCUCUGGCCCCAAGAAUCCUCCCCCUGCAACCCAACAAGAGAAAACCCCCCUCGUCUCGCCCAGUCACCGGGGAGGGGGGACCAUGUCCCAGCGGGUGAGGCGCAAUGGGUCCCCCACGCCGGCCGGUGCCCUCGGGAGUGGUGCAGUCGCCACGGCUGGGGGACCCGGGAGCCGCCUGCAACCCAUGAGGGCGACGGUUCCAUUCCAACUGAAGCAGCAGCAGCAACAUGGCAGCCCCACGCGGAGCAACGGCGGCGGCGGCGGCAACAACAACGGCGGCUGCUGCGGUGGCGCCUCAGGCUCCUCAGGCGGCGGCGGCGGCGGGGGCCCGCGCACCGCCUCCCGCAGCACGAGCCCCACGCGCGGCAGCGGGAGCGCGGCCGCGCGCACCAGCCCCACGGUGGCCACGCAGACGGGCGCGUCCGCGACGUCCACGCGGGGCACCAGUCCCACGCGCGGCGCCGCGCCUGGGGCUCGUGGAAGCCCCCCAAGACCGCAGCCCCCGCCCCCGCCUCCGCUGCUGGGUACCGUGUCGUCGCCUAGCUCGUCGCCCACCCACCUGUGGACGGGCGAGGUGAGCGCGGCUCCACCCCCAACCCGCGUCCGGCACCGGAGGAGGUCCCCGGAGCAGAGCCGCCCCUCCCCGGAGAAGAGGAGCCCGAGCGCCCCGGUUUGCAAAGCGGGUGACAAAACGCGACCUCCUUCCUCAAGCCCCUCCAGUAUUAUCCGUCGCACUUCUUCCCUGGAUACACUUGCAGCUCCAUACCUAGCUGGGCACUGGCCUCGUGACAGUCAUGGGCAAGCUGCACCUUGCAUGAGGGACAAAGCUACACAGACAGAGAGUGCAUGGGCUGAAGAGUACUCUGAAAAGAAGAAAGGAUCUCACAAACGCUCAGCAUCCUGGGGCAGUACGGAUCAACUUAAGGAGAUUGCAAAAUUACGCCAGCAGUUGCAGAGAAGUAAACACAGCAGUCGGCAUCAUCGAGAUAAAGAAAGACAGUCUCCAUUCCAUGGCAACCAUGCAGCUAUUAACCAGAGUCAGGCUCCUGUUCCAAAGAGUGCCCUUAUUCCAGUAAUUCCUAUCACCAAAUCAACAGGUUCCCGGUUCCGGAAUAGUGUGGAAGGACUGAAUCAGGAGAUUGAAAUAAUAAUUAAAGAGACUGGGGAAAAGGAAGAGCAACUUAUACCACAAGAUAUUCCAGAUGGACAUCGUGCACCUCCCCCCCUGGCACAGAGAAGUAGCAGCACACGUAGCAUCGACACACAGACCCCUGGUGGGGCAGACAGGGGAAGCAACAACAGCAGCCGUUCUCAGUCUGUGUCCCCCACCUCAUUCCUUACUAUCUCUAACGAAGGCAGCGAGGAGAGUCCUUGUUCAGCUGAUGACCUGCUUGUCGAUCCCAGAGAUAAAGAGAAUGGGAACAACUCUCCUUUGCCCAAAUACGCAACCUCACCAAAACCUAACAAUAGUUACAUGUUCAAAAGGGAACCUCCUGAGGGUUGUGAAAGGGUCAAAGUCUUUGAAGAAUGCUCACCAAAACAACUUCAUGAAAUUCCAGCCUUCUACUGUCCUGACAAAAACAAGGUGAAUUUCAUUCCUAAAAGCGGUUCUGCUUUCUGCCUCGUCAGCAUCCUCAAGCCACUCCUUCCCACACCAGAUCUUACCCUCAAGGGCUCUGGCCACAGCCUGACAGUCACCACUGGCAUGACAACCACUCUGCUUCAGCCCAUUGCUGUGGCCUCCCUGUCUACAAAUGCAGAGCAAGACCGAGUCUCCCGAGGAACCAGUACGGUCUUGCCAUCAGCCUCCCUUCUCCCACCCCCAGAACCAAUCGAGGAAGCCGAAGGAUAGGCCCCAAUGCUUCAUGGCCAUGGUUCUGGAAAAUGGAGAACCUCCUCAGAUCGCUUGACUAUGAUGGCAGCGUGGGCUCCCAGUUGGCUGUGACAUGCUCCAGCUUUCCAGUGAUAGUGAGGCUUCUGGAAGAGAGCAGCCCCUCUGACUGCUCUGCCCCACUCAAGAAGGCCAGCCCUCAGUGCUUAGCCUGCUUUUUCUUAAAGCACUGAAUGAAAUAAGAAAGUCUCAUUUGGAAGGACAAUAUCACAUUGUUUUUGUUUUCAAAUUAGACUUGUUUAAACACACACACACACACACA